UGCUAAAUCGGGGCUGUAAAGUGACGUAAUCAAAUGCACAGGCUCCAAGCGCUCCGUUCUCCAGCUCCUUCGUCUUGCCAUCAUGGUCAAAUCUUCAGACGUCAUCAUCAUCCUCGUCGCAAUCAUAUUUCCGCCAGCUGCAGCUGCAUUCUUAACGGGAUGUAGCUGUGAUCUUCUCAUUAACAUCUGUUUGACUCUUCUCGGAUACAUUCCUGGUCAUAUUCACGCGUUUUGGCUUAUCUACAAGAAGAUGCAGGCCGAGGAACGCUACGGAGCUGGGGGUUUCCAAUACGUCGGUAACGGACAGUACAAGCCAUAUCCUCAGGCUCAGGGCGCAUUAAUUCCUGGUCAAGCUCCUCCACCCAACUAUGGCGCCACCCAGUGAUUUCGAUGUCGUAUAUACCUUGCUACUGGAUGUACAUAUUGGGUUGUGCAUACUUCUACUACGACACACGGCUGAAUAUAUGAUUUUACCCUCGAUCUCGAAGC
Desarmillaria tabescens is the source of this 489-nucleotide messenger RNA. RefSeq lists its product as uncharacterized. Gene Ontology annotation, cellular component: membrane. NCBI's taxonomy places the organism in Eukaryota, Fungi, Basidiomycota, Agaricomycetes, Agaricales, Physalacriaceae. The transcript has 4 exons. The coding region runs from base 83 to 385 and encodes 100 amino acids. The record is from RefSeq and is a predicted model, not a curated record.